AUGAAUUGUGCCGGCGGGGGGCCGGGGUGCAGCAGCGGGGCCUGCCUUGGGUGCCCCGUGCCCCGCACACGGAUCGGGUACCAGCAUAUCCUGCAUAGAAACCUCAUUUACUUAGCUACCAUUGCUGAUGCGACGCCGCCCAGCACGCAGAAGACUGUAGACUGA
Nipponia nippon (crested ibis) is the source of this 165-nucleotide messenger RNA. Lineage: Eukaryota; Metazoa; Chordata; Aves; Pelecaniformes; Threskiornithidae. The record is from RefSeq and is a predicted model, not a curated record.